Messenger RNA from Limulus polyphemus (Atlantic horseshoe crab), 1424 nucleotides. RefSeq lists its product as uncharacterized. The annotation marks the transcript as partial. The record is from RefSeq and is a predicted model, not a curated record. The transcript has 8 exons. Lineage: Eukaryota; Metazoa; Arthropoda; Merostomata; Xiphosura; Limulidae.
AAUCAGAUAUUCGUGGCCACAUUAUUAUGAUGUUGUUCCUGCUGCUGACAGUUUAUCCUGUAAUAGCAGCCAGAUGCAUCAAGGAGAGAACAACUUACGAAAGAACACAAGGAUAUAAAGUACCUGACCACGUGCUUCAGGGAUCAGAUUCCUUCUUAGUUCUGAAAGUGACCUCCAAUAACGAAUGUUACUCCCUGUGCACAAAUAAUGAAGACUGCCUUGCGUAUCUCUUAGAUCACCAGAACAAAAGUUGUAUACUCACAAAGGCUGAACAUAAUUCUAUAAGGAAACAACUGGUUCCGAAUUACGCCUGGAGUUAUCAUCGAAAACUCUGUAUUGCUGGAUUACAGUGUCACCGCCGGUGGUCAUUUGAUAGAAUUCCCGGGGCUCAGCUGACUGGUUACGGCGAUAAGACCAUCGCAGCCAUUGGUUCUGAGGAUCGUUGUUUGGAGGCCUGUGCAAUGGAGAAAAGUUUCAAAUGUCGUUCAGCGCAAUAUGAUCACGAUACAAAAAAUUGUGUUCUCACCAAACACGAUCGAAGAGUUGCUGCUGAGGCUUUCACGAAAUCACGUAGAGAGGUGGAUUACUUGGAGAAUCAGUGUGUUCAAUAUCCCAACCAGUGCCAUUUUCAUCUCCAGAAAAACCGAGUAAUUGUCCAUAGUCACGUUCACGUUAAUCAAUUAGCUACCACGAAAGAACAGUGUCAACGGUCCUGUCUUCAAUUUGGCGAUUUUCGAUGUCGCUCUUUUUUGUUUGAUCCUCUUAAAUCACUCUGCUUGCUGUCACCAGAGGACUCUUACUCUCUAUCAGAGGAGGCCAUCCACUUCACAGAAGGAAGUGUCGAAUAUUAUGAGGUUGGAUCGUGCAUUGAAGUUGAGAUGCGCUGUGAAUCCACUUCAAUGACCGCUAUCCUGAAGGUGGCCACACCGUUUCGUGGAAAAGUUUAUUCUGUGGAUCAUCCUCACGAAUGCUUCGCUGUAACCGCUGCAGACUCUGGUGAGAUCACCUUGACUAUUCCACUACAUGGAAAGAAAUGUGGAACCAGAAAUAUGGGAAACGGAACCUUCACUAAUAGUGUUAUAGUUCAACACCAUCCCACCAUAUUAAGAUCAAGCGACCGUCGAAUUGACGUUGCGUGUGAUUAUGAAGAAAUCACAACUCGACUGAGAGGAGGAAAGGAAAUUAAGGAGGACGAGUUUCAAAGUUUAACGCAAGUUGUCACAGGAUUAGCACCGACGCCCUCUAUCCGACUUCGUGUUGUGAACGGUUCGGGUUCCGAUAUCAAAGGAGUUGACCUUGGAGAACCUUUAUACUUGAAAGUCGAAAUGCUAGAUGAAAGUGUAUUUGGGAUUUUUGGGAGUGGCCUUGUUGCCCGAAGUGGUGAUGGAUCAGAUAUGAUUCUGUUGAUAGAUGAUCAAGGGUAA